Messenger RNA from Vavraia culicis subsp. floridensis, 828 nucleotides. Its product is annotated as thymidylate kinase. The coding region runs from base 1 to 696 and encodes 231 amino acids. Gene Ontology annotation, cellular component: cytoplasm; nucleus; cytosol. The transcript has a single exon. The record is from RefSeq and is a predicted model, not a curated record. Gene Ontology annotation, molecular function: dTMP kinase activity; ATP binding. NCBI's taxonomy places the organism in Eukaryota, Fungi, Microsporidia, Pleistophoridae. Gene Ontology annotation, biological process: dTTP biosynthetic process; dUDP biosynthetic process; dTDP biosynthetic process.
AUGAUGAACAAUAGUUGGGUUAUCAGCUUGUUGUUAGAAGUGAAAGCGGAGUUACCAAAAAAAUAUUAUAAAAUAUCUAAAGACGGUUCGUAUCAAGCCCAUAUGGCCGGCAAACGAAAAUUCAUUGUUAUAGAAGGAAUAGAUCGAUCUGGAAAAUCUACGUUAUGCAGAAAGCUUGUGGAAAGGUUGAAAGAGACAGCAACGAACAGCAGUCCGGUGCUCAUAAAUUAUCCUGACAGAACGACUACGAUAGGCAAAUUGGUAAAUCUGUACCUGAAGAAGCAAAUAACAUUCAAUAAAGAGACAAGCCAUCUACUAUUUUCUGCUAAUAGGUGGGAGAAGAACGAAGAAGUGAAGAAGCUGCUAAAAGAUCACGUUGUUAUAUGCGACAGGUAUUUUUAUUCGGGAAUAGCGUACAGUAUCGCACUAGGCGUUGAUGAGAAAUGGGCGCGUGAACCGGAUAGAGGAUUGAUUGAACCCGAUAUUCUUGUGUUCCUGGAUGUGCAACCGCAUAGAACGGUCACGAGAGAGGAUUUUGGUGAGGAGAUCUACGAUAACCUGGAUAUUCAAGAGAAAAUUUACCUGCAGUUGAAAAAAUGUUGCUCAGAAUCUAAAAAUUGUGUGGUUAUUGAUGGUCACAAAAGUGUUGAAGAGGCGGUUAAUGAGGUCUAUGAUUUAUUAAAACCUUUUAUCUAAGGUUUGAACCCCACUACGUUGUUUAUCUUUUGAUGUGAUUGCAGAACAAAUAUAAAUUGAAGUCUCUGUGGCAAAGAAAAAAUUACAAUACGUUACAACUUAAGUUUCAAUCAUACCGGGUGUAAGGAACAA